UCUUUCUCAACUUUACUGAACACUGCCAUCAAAACUGCAAUCUCUUACACUCUAUCUGUCUCUCAUUCAUUUACUGUCUCUCUCAUAUUUCAUCAUCAUUUCAAGGUUUACCGUAUGGAGUCAAGGCAUCCUGGGUAUCGUCAUUUUAAUCCAAGUCUUUCAAUGCCAUUCCUGGCCUGUAUGAAUUCCUCCCAUCAGGAAGGUGUGCUGAAUCCAGACUAUGCGGUGUCCUUAAACCCCAGCCGAGUGUUACUCCAGGAGCUUCUCUGGCAAUUCGAGCAGAGAGAGUGUCCAGCUCUUGAGGAACAACGCCUCCGUUGCACCCAUGGCACUCGAGGACAUCGUCUGCCUCUCACCCGGGACAGCUUGCUUGCCCUGAUACCAGCAUCUGAAUGCAGACUGCUGGAGCGACUCUGUGCCCGAAUUCCACCGUCUCACACAGCUGCUGUACUCUUCAGGUUCCGUGAGAUUUUGGCUCACAACUAUGUUGUUCCCUGGGAGCUCGUGUGCAUCUUCAAACAGGUGCUGAGGGACUUCCUGAGAAGGCAGGAAGAGGUGGGAUACAGAAGGACUUUCCCUCCAGCCCCACCAAUCCUACUUCCUGUUUCUCCUCCUCCUACAGACAUCGACACUUGUGACCAAAAGAAUACAACUUUGUCUUCUCUGGAAGGGCAAGAAAGGUGUCGGGAGGAGAUCCCGACCAUAUCCAGCUAUGUAGACAAGCAUUUACAUAGUGCUUGUUCAUAUACAGUCCAUAGGGACUGCCUUCCCUACUGUCGCUCCUUUCCCUAUGACUAGCCUAAGGCUUCGAGUGGUAAACUGUGAAGGCCAGAAAUAGCUCAGAGACAUCCCAGUGACCACAUUGUCCUUCCCAUAGGCAAAAAACUUCCCCUGGAAACAAACAGGACAGUACUAGUGAGACCUGAGGUUGAGUAGUUACAAGACUUUUUUAUGGGUCAAGGAAAGUCCUUGGACUAAGCUGGAUCUUUACUAUGGCAAGGAUAUAUUCACAAAACUGUGAGCUCAUAGAGUCUAUAAAGUUUACCAGUUAGUUGAUAAGGAUCUAUUCAGUUUCCUCUUAUAAAAUGCAUUGGAAUUCCCAAAUAUAUUGUGUUCAUUAUGUCUAUUUACUAGUUUUUCACCUGCAACAACACAUUUAUACAAAAAUCAUUUCAACAUCAUGAGCCAUAGAAACUCAGUAACUCAGUAAGCACACAGCUGCAAAGUGACUUACACAGACUAAUCUGCCCUUUUUUUCAGUUAUAUUUUUGGAUUACGAAGCAUAGAUUAGCCUGAGGGGAGAGACGAGCAUGGCUCUCUGUUUGCUUCAAUAGCUCUCUGUAUGCACUCAUCUCACAGAUUGUG
Messenger RNA from Tachysurus vachellii, 1365 nucleotides. RefSeq names its product RD3 like (gene rd3l). The coding region runs from base 115 to 798 and encodes 227 amino acids. The record is from RefSeq and is a predicted model, not a curated record. The transcript has 3 exons. Lineage: Eukaryota; Metazoa; Chordata; Actinopteri; Siluriformes; Bagridae.